Ascochyta rabiei is the source of this 2250-nucleotide messenger RNA. RefSeq lists its product as uncharacterized. The transcript is spliced from 4 exons. The record is from RefSeq and is a predicted model, not a curated record. Lineage: Eukaryota; Fungi; Ascomycota; Dothideomycetes; Pleosporales; Didymellaceae. Gene Ontology annotation, molecular function: RNA binding. Bases 1 to 2250 code for a protein of 749 amino acids.
AUGAGUACCUCCAUGCCGUCUGCGAGCGAUGAAAGCACAAACAUCUGGCAGAAUCGCCGUCUGCGCUCUGGCAAGGUUCAGCGUCUCGUGGGCGCCAAGAUCGUGGUGUUCAUAAGCCUUGCCGUUGUCACCCUUUUCUGCUCUUUCCUCACCCACACGACACUUGGUUCAUUCAGUCUUCUUCUUUCUGACACCUGGACCUUGACCAUCGCCUCUUUGGUCACCGCCCAUUCAUCGUAUCCAUCGUUUCUGUACAUCAGUACUUCACUUGUUCACCAUUCGUUCGUCAUGUCGCACCACUCACCCCAGUCUUCCACCGGCGUUGGCCCUUCUUCCAGCCCCUAUGCUGGCACUGACCCUACUCUGUACUCACCUGAGCUCUCCCGCUACACUCGCUCGGCUGGCUUGCAUCACCGCAACAACCUCAGCCAGGUCACUGUCACCGACAACGGCAAGCCCUCACACCACAAUCCCGGUGCUGCCUCUCCCAAGUACAAGGGCGUCCUUCCUUUCCCCGCUCCUUACUACCAAGGUCUCUUCGCCAAUGAGUUGUCCGAGGAUGACAAGUCGUUCAUCUCGCGCUUCCAGUUUGUUACUCAGCUUCCUGACGGCACCAAUGCUGGCGUCGACUCGGAACAUGAGCUCUUCAGCAUUCAGCACCAGAUGAAGCUAUACCAAUGCUUCUCCAGCUGCGUGCCUGUGUACACGCGUGGCGUUCACCUUCGCUACGACGACCUUCGCGAAGCUGCUGAGGCCAAGGAUGUCCUCGCUCAGCACGGCUUCGUCGUCGACUGGAUCACCGGUUACGAGUUUGCUCUUGCCAAGUCGCAGGACACCGCCCAGCUCAACGAGUUUGAAGGCUCCAUCAAGGUACCAGUCUUCAUCCAGCCUCACCCUGACCAGGUCAACUGGGAGUUCACCGAAGCCGACCUUGCUCAAGUCACUGAGGCCAUCGAGCUCACUGCUGGCGUCUUCGGUACCGUCCGCAACUGCGUCCACGUCGAGACCCACGACACUAGCAUGACACUCGUCUUCCGCGUCGAGUUCCACUCAGUCGACGCCGCCACUCGAGCUGUUCAGAGCUUGACCCUCGACUCGGUUUGGGGUAUCAACGAUGCGAAGACCUUCCGCUGGGCAAUCAACGAGCCCGUGCCUUGGUCUGGCGAGCGAGCCAUGAACUCUCCCCAUCGCACCAAGCCUCGCGUCGACGACCAGGGUCGCUUUGUCGGAUACCGUCCUGCCACUGGCCCCCUCAACGGCUCAUAUCAGCGGCAUCCAGCUGACCAGCACAACCGUGUCCGCCGUGAGCGCAUUCUCGAUGGCAGCGAUGUUCGCACCACCAUCAUGCUACGCAACAUCCCCAACAAGAUGGACUGGAUGUCCCUCAAGACCAUCCUGGACGAGGUCUGCUUCGGCACCUACGACUUUGUCUACCUUCGUAUCGACUUCAAGUCUGGCUGCAACGUGGGUUAUGCCUUCAUCAACUUCGCCGAUGUUGGUGGCAUGAUCGCACUCAUUGAUCGCAUCGAGCGUCGCUGCUGGACUGCGUACCGAUCGUCCAAGGCCGCCGAGAUCUCCUAUGCUACGAUCCAGGGUCGUGAGGCGUUGGUGCAGAAGUUCCGCAACUCUUCUGUCAUGCAAGAGACCCCCUUCUGUCGUCCUCGUCUCUUUCUCACCUACCUCGACGCCGAAGUCUCUGACAAGCUUCGCUCCACCGGCACCGAGCAGUCCUUUCCUCGUCCUGACAACCUGUCUAAGCUUCAGCGUUCGAUGGACAGCGCCCGUAGCGUCGGUCUCUACCCUCCCCACGGGUUUUCUGCCGUCACCGAGCACCGCAACCGCGCCAGCGUCUACGAUCGCGGCACUCCUCGCGACAUGAUGCAGGCUGCCAUGAACUUCGCUCGCCAGCGCGCUGCCCCUGUUCCGCUCCAAGGCCUCACUGACUUUCAGAAGCACGACGUCGAGGUUUGGUACUCUCACAACCACGGCCAGGGUCAAGUUGGAUACAUUCCCUUCAACUACAUCCCCAUGACCCACAUCGCCCAGUAUUUUGGGGAGCAUGAGUCUUCUCCCAACUCCGUCGUCGUCAACCACCCCGGUGUUAUUGGUGCUCCAGUCGUGAGCACUCCUUACAAGGCCAAUUACAUUGGCACCACCGUCAAGACUCCGACUCGUCGCCCUCGCGUCAACGACAGUCCUUCUUACGUUCGCUCUGACUACAACGAGCAGGCCAACGGCAUCUUCGCUUAG